AUGGCCAGCGCGCUCGCGAAUCAACUACAGCAACUUCGCGAAGCUGGUGGAGGGAGCAAGCGCCGUACUGACACCUUUUUAUACGAACAGCGUGAAGCAGCGCGUCUGGACGACGAGACGGUGUAUAAUCUAGCAUGGAAUGGCUUACUAGAGCUCAAGCAGUUAGACGCACGCUUCGAAGAAUUGGAUGCGGACACACACGUAGCGAAACUUUUUAGUCGUCAACGCAUCCAUUUUCACCGCUCCCUUAUCACCGAAAAAGACGCUAAGGAGCUCAAUACCGCGCUGGAUAAGGUGCUAGAUGCACUUAGCUCUUACUUUUUAUUAGGCGCCACACACAAGCGUAUCACGAGUCAUCUUGGUUUGUACGCAUGGUGCGAAUCCUGCACAUUCGCAAUACACGUUCGAUUGGGCGCGAGUCAUGCAAAGCUGACGUCACUUUACACACUCGUAGUGCUGCAGAUUCUCGAACACAGCAAAGUGAGCGAUCCCAUGCUGCGUUGGUUGAUUCCACAGCUGUUAACAGCGCUUAAAAGCACCCAGUUCCCGGAGUUACAGUCCUCAGCUUGCAUGAUUGUGACUAAGCUAGCUGCCAAGGCCACGUUAACGGGCAAAGUGGUGGAUGCACUAGUGAAAAGUCUGUUAAAACACGCACAGUCGGGUGCGCAGCUUAACGCGUUGCUGUGUGCCAUUUUUCUGGCACAGACGCAGCCAUCGUUCCAUAUAUCCACCAGAGCUGGCAAGCAUUUAGUGCACAUGGAUAACUUCGUGGAUUACUUGCGUCAUGCGACUUCCAAGUACGACUCGGCCAAAUUUAUUCGAUUAUUAACCGUUUUCUUGACGCAACAGAUGAACUCUACGCAUGAUGGUUACUUUAAUUUGCUGACAGCAUUAAUUGAGAGUGUUUCGAUUGUGGAUGAACUCACAGAUUUGUUGGUGCAGACAUUGAUACAGCAAGCUAAAGACGAAGCAUUUGCAACGGACAAUGCGCGGGUGCAGGCAAUUUCGCAGACGCUUGUAGCCCUUUGUAAGAAGAACGCGUCUAAAGUGGACGCGGCCAUCAGCAUUAUGCUGUCUGAGCAGGCAAAAAAAUCGAAAAUUGACAAGGAUUUGAACAAAUUUAUCAGCAAAACGUUUGGGAGCGUUGCCAAUUCCGCACAUUUUGUGCCUUCGACUUCAGAUUCAAGCACAUCACUAGCUCUCGCAUUGGAUCAUCCAACGGAACACAUUCGUUAUCAGGCGUUGGUCUCGUUAGCGGAGAUGAAUGAUGUGAGUGUCGGGUCUUCUACUGGCAACAAUCAGGUCCUCACUUGUGAGGAUAUUCUGGUGCGUCGGCUUUUAGAUGAUAGCAAACGCAUUGCGAGAUUUGUGGUAUCCAGUUCACUUGGUGAUCUACUACUCAACUUAAGUAUAAAACAGAAAGUUUUGGUUGCCGCUGUGCAGGCAAUACGCAAGUGGAUUUCUCGCGGUGAUGCGCUUAUGGUUGAAGCAAUCGUUGACUUUGCGUUGAAGACUUAUCGCAGUGGAGACAAUUUACUCGAGAUUGAUGAAAAUAUGCUGACGUUUUUUGUUUCUCUUGUUGAAGAAGAGAAGAGCGUUGUGUCGGUCAAGACUGUGUGGUCCUGGAUAACUGCUUUAGAUCACACUUUAGUAGCAAGCGGGUCUAGAGUGGAAGUAGACACGAUUGCCGAUGUGGUCAAAAUUCUUGGUCACAAUUUAGCAGCUAAUCUGCCUACUUUACUGCCUUUUUGUGCGCGAUGGACUCAGACGUCCGAUUUCAAUGAUAAAUGUCUUUCGGGCUUUUUGUUCAAGGUCCUUUCUGCUGCUCGAAUUGAUUUGACAACGAGGAAGGCAAAAUCUAAGAAAAUAAAGGAGCAGCAGCUCGCAUUAGAUCGUUUUUUCUUGCAAUUUCUCAAGAAAGAAUUUGCAAUGUCAUGCGAAGAUGAAGUAUCUAAAGAUCAAGUUCUGCACGCUAGUGUUGUUGCUACGAAGCUGACUGAGGUUGCUUACGAUACGUUUCGUUUUUCUCGCGACGAGUUUGAUGAAUGCGUUGCUUUAUUGCUACAGUCUCCUAUCCCUAUAUUUAUCCGCAACCAAAAGUGCUUAUUAGAGCUGUUUCAUACUGACUUAGAGACACAACUGUUACCGACAAUGGCUCGUAUUGUCACAAAAUUCGAACCUGCAUCUGACAUAUUAACCAAUUUGGCGAAAACGCGAUCUCUGGACAUUAUAUCUGCGGUUCUGGAAGGCUUUACUUACACAGAAACUGAUGAAGAACUUUAUCAACUUGUCCAAAUUGUCCCAGUUGUUAUUGCUACACUAGCUGACCCUAGCAAGGUUGUGCGUCAGUCUGCUGUGACUUGUCUGGAUCGGUGGGUUGUAUCGUGUGGAAGUGCUGUGAAAAAUUCUAACUCUUCUGCUCUGAACACUCUUCAGAAGGCCUCUGAGUUUUUUCUUCUGGCUAAGCAAGAUAUUUUAAUGGACGCCCACUCUCUAGCGUCAUUAUGUGGCUCAUACAUUGCUCAAGAAGACAGUAUGUCUUUCAACCAGCUUCUAAUGAAUUUCGUGACAUCUGCAAGUGGUGGUGAAAUGUGCAUCGUAGUGAAGCUUCUUGAACUUUUAGCACCAGUAAAGAAAACCUCAUUCUGGCUGCGAUCAGUGAACUUUUUUCACCAGACUGUUGCUGAAGUGUUAGCAUCAGGGACUGAUACUGCUUCUGAAAUGUUGCUGGUAGAUUUCCUUGGCCAUUAUUUGGACGCGGAUGUUGCCGUCGCCAAGACGGAGCAAGGAAAGGACACGGUCCCGAAAGAGUUCCUGGAUGCAGUGGUUGCUGUUCUGCGCACUGAUAAAGAAGCUGUUAUAAAUUUGCAAAAAUUACAGUUAUUUAUUGCAGGUAACUUGACAGCGCAAGUCUACUGCGCUUUCGACGAUGUGUCUCGUCAUGUUCUUGUCGACAGGCUGCUCAGCUUGCUGAUCGUAGCAGAGGAAGCUCUGGCUUCCAAACUCAUUUCAUGUCUCAACGCACUACCCAUUGGCUACAACGUUUUUGUGCGACUGCUAGAAGAGCAGCUCAUUCGUCAAAACGAGGACCGUACCGGGCUUAAUUGUGUUCUUGAAGUCUUGGCGAUCAAGGUCGAUAGUGUGUCAAGUUCCGAAAUAGCUGAUGCAGAUAUUAGCAAACUUCUUUCAACUUUAUGCGACGUACUCGCUGUGUAUUGCGAUGCAGAGCGGGAGAAAAUCGUCUCAGACUACAUUUUACAAGUUCUUUUUGGUUGCUUGCGUCGAGUCUGCGAGGUCACUGUCUCAUCCACAAUGUCAACUACUGAGAAUUUGGAUAAAGUGACGAAGUGUGCGGUAGCAGUCAAGCCCGAAUUUUUGGUCAAGCAUACCCUCACAUGCUUGAGUCGCACAACCUCCCCUCAGACGCGUAAUGAAGCCUUACUUUUCAUCAGCUCGCUAGUUGAUUUGCAUCCAGUGAGUGUCCUCACGUCGCUCAACGAGAUUCUGAGAUUUGUCAGUCAUAGCUUGAUUCUUCAAGAGGAUGAGUAUUCCUUUCAUAUACUUGAGACGAUUAUAAAAGCGGUGGUACCACACAUUGUUGCUGCGAAACGCCACGAUUCAUCGGCGCUGAUCACUCCUCAGCAGUUUAUUGCCAUGUUUGUGAUUGCGUUUCAUCAGAUACCUAAAAGCAAGCGAGAGGCAUUGUUUGUCAUUGUGGUAAAAGCUCUUGGAAGUGAUUUUUUGGCAUACUGCACGGUGGCGCUGCUGCAAAGUGCCGCUUUGGAUGAGGAUACGGACUUACAGCGCGAAUGGAUACAAUUUGCACAUAUUUUAUGCUUUUAUUUUACUUGUGUUGAGCAAGUAUCGUCGCUAGUGAUGAUAGUCCGUAUGAUUCGUGACUUACUUCCUCACGUCACAGAAGAAGCUGAUACAGAUACGGACGAAUUGGAUGAAGAUGAAGACGAUGUGGUGUACGAAGACUUUAUUCUCGAUGAUCGGUUAGUAAAGUCACCUUUACUUUGUCGGAGAUUGAAUACAAUCCUUGUAAAGUUUGUGGCUGCACAUUUACGUGCUCGUGAGUUGCACCACAAGAUUUUAAAUUAUGAGAAAAAGCGAGAUCAGUCGGUUGAUGACGUGGAUGACAAUAUGCUGCAGCAGAAUUAUCUAAUGCUCGCUCAGCUCGACUUGCUUUAUUUCCGUCGUGUCGCUAAAGAGCAGUCUCUUCACGACGACGUAAGCGGUUUCUGGACCUCUCUUGCUUCUGACUCCAUGGAGAUGUUAGGGGCUCUGCAGCAGCUUCUUUCGACACCUGGAUUCGUCGCCGUCAUCACUGAGCUGUUGCACCAUGAUAAUAGCCUUGUGCGAAAGAAGGCGAUGCAGCUUUUUAACGAGCGUUUACAGGAGGAACACACUUCCCUUUCGUCUGGCGAAGUUUUACUGUUUAUUGACAUGCUGGAUGAACUUGAUACUAUCCUUCAGAACUCUGAGAACUGCGAGAAUAGUGUGAAUAUCCAGACUGCUCUUCUUAGUGUCGAUAUCUUGGCCCGAAAUUUCGCUUCAAGACAUAUCAAACGCUUUCAGCAGAUCCUCCCGACGAUUGUGAAGUACGUUGAUCAAAAUGUCAACAAUGCGCCACCUAUGACGUUACACCUGUUUGGUUGUGCGUUCGUGUGUCUGUCCUCGAUAUGUCGUGCUAUUGGUCCUGUGAUAUUGCCGCUCUUGCCGAAAUUCUUCCCAAGACUACUAAGUGGAAUUGACUAUUGUACAGCGUCCCAUAGUAUUGAUGGUACUAAGUCGGUGUUGCAAUGUCUGUUGAUCGCGCUAGAGAUCUUCACGGACAAGAUUUAUCAAUUUUUGGGACCGUACCUUCCUGCCGUCAUUCGCGCGCUUCUAACUCCAUCGUUGCUAUCUACUUCUCCAGCAAAUGCAGCAGUCUUGAUGUUAGUCGAUUCCUGUUUUGUUAACUUGUGCAAUCACGUUGAAUUACGGCAGCUUCUCUCCACACUAUUUGGGGCAUACGAGCACGUGCUGACGCUGGAAAACGAUACAAGUGUGACUCGCUUGUUUUCAGUUGUAGGGACCGUCGUGAACAAAUUGAACUUAUCGGUCAUUCGAAAGCACUUGCCGUCUUUUGCUCGCUUUUUUGUCACAGCAUUGGACGCUCGUCGUGUGCACGCUUCCAAGCUGAAAGACCUUGACAGGGUGGAGGAAGAGAUGCUAGAUUGUUUCGUACAAUUUAUUCUUAAAUUAAGUGAAAAGCAACUUAAACCGCUGUUUCUGAAGCUUGUUGAGUGGGCGCAGACUCGCAUUGGCUCUUCAAGAAAAGAAAGCAACAAGUUGCGCUGGAUUUCAUUUUUCAAGCUAGUUUCGAAGCUGUCCGAGCGUUUACGUGGCAUUUUUGUUCCAUACUACGCACACUUUCUGGAAUUCAGUACUUUAGGGCUGGUCGAAAGUCGUAAGGUCUUGCUGCAAAAGCCGCCACUGUCAGCAGAGGAUGGUGACAGCGACGAUGACGAUUUUUUCGUUAAUGAAGACGACUUGCCGGCUAAAAAAAGAAAGUUGGAUUCGUCAAUAGCAACCAAUGCGACAACUGACCGCGAACAGAAUUUAUUGCUGUUGACUACUAUUGUGCGUGCGUUGGAUGGUUGCUUUAUGCAUGAUAAUGAUGGAUUUAUCGAAAAGGAACAAUUUGACAUGGUUUUGACGCCAUUGGUGGACGUGCUUGACAUACUGCAGCAUGACUCCACGAUGCGCCAGUUCAUAUUAGACGUUGUUGCGCCGUGUCUGGCUAAUCUGGCAUGGGCUGCAAGAAGCGACUUGUUGUGGAAGCCACUGCACUACGCGGUGCUAAUGAAGUCACGUGGUAACAGCGCUCUUGUGCGUCUUGCGGCUCUAGUGACAGUGGAAAAAUGCUACCAAGUAAUUGGCGACGAGUUUCUUGCUAUGCUUCCUGAAAGUAUUCCUUUCUUGGCUGAGCUGAUGGAAGACACGAAUGAAGAGGUUGAAAGGACGUGUCAUCGCGUGAUCAAGCAAAUUGAGGACAUUUCCGGCGAGUCAUUGGACCAAUAUCUCACGACGUAG
Messenger RNA from Plasmopara halstedii, 6081 nucleotides. RefSeq lists its product as uncharacterized. Gene Ontology annotation, cellular component: t-UTP complex; small-subunit processome; 90S preribosome. Bases 1 to 6081 code for a protein of 2026 amino acids. Gene Ontology annotation, molecular function: snoRNA binding. The transcript has 3 exons. The record is from RefSeq and is a predicted model, not a curated record. Gene Ontology annotation, biological process: maturation of SSU-rRNA from tricistronic rRNA transcript (SSU-rRNA, 5.8S rRNA, LSU-rRNA); positive regulation of transcription by RNA polymerase I. NCBI's taxonomy places the organism in Eukaryota, Oomycota, Peronosporomycetes, Peronosporales, Peronosporaceae.